AAACAAGAGCCAAGCUAAUGAGAUAAGUGUAUCGGUGAGGCUGAGAGUUAUUCACUUACAAAAAAAAAAAAAAACUUGAGUGUAACCAAAAAAAAAAGUUGAUAUACUUUCUGGUUUUCUCCUUAACUUUUAUUCUUUACAAAUCCAUCCCCCUUAGAUCUGUUUAUUUCCCGCUACUUUGAUUCAUUUCUGUUAGUAAUCUGUCUUUCGUAUAGAAGAAAACUGAUUUCUUGGUUUGUAUUUUCUUAAAGAGAUCAAUCUUUUUUUAUUUUUGAUCUUCUUGUGUUUUUUUUUCUUUGUAGAAUUAAUCGUUUGUGAGGGUAUUUUUUUAAUUCCCUCCUCUCAGAAAUCUACACAGAGGUUUUUUAUUUUAUAAACCUCUUUUUCGAUUUUCUUGAAAACAAAAAAUCCUGUUCUUUACUUUUUUUACAAGAACAAGGGAAAAAAAUUUCUUUUUAUUAGAAAUGACAACUUCUAUGGAUUUUUACAGUAACAAAACGUUUCAACAAUCUGAUCCAUUCGGUGGUGAAUUAAUGGAAGCGCUUUUACCUUUUAUCAAAAGCCCUUCCAACGAUUCAUCCGCGUUUGCGUUCUCUCUACCCGCUCCAAUUUCAUACGGGUCGGAUCUCCACUCAUUUUCUCACCAUCUUAGUCCUAAACCGGUCUCAAUGAAACAAACCGGUACUUCCGCGGCUAAACCGACGAAGCUAUACAGAGGAGUGAGACAACGUCACUGGGGAAAAUGGGUGGCUGAGAUUCGUUUACCGAGGAAUCGAACUCGACUUUGGCUCGGAACAUUCGACACGGCGGAGGAAGCUGCUUUAGCUUAUGACAAGGCGGCGUAUAAGCUCCGAGGAGAUUUUGCGCGGCUUAAUUUCCCUGAUCUCCGUCAUAACGACGAGUAUCAACCUCUUCAAUCAUCAGUCGACGCUAAGCUUGAAGCUAUUUGUCAAAACUUAGCUGAGACGACGCAGAAACAGGUGAGAUCAACGAAGAAGUCUUCUUCUCGGAAACGUUCAUCAACCGUCGCAGUGAAACUACCGGAGGAGGACUACUCUAGCGCCGGAUCUUCGCCGCUGUUAACGGAGAGUUAUGGAUCUGGUGGAUCUUCUUCGCCGUUGUCGGAGCUGACGUUUGGUGAUACGGAGGAGGAGAUUCAGCCGCCGUGGAACGAGAACGCGUUGGAGAAGUAUCCGUCGUACGAGAUCGAUUGGGAUUCGAUUCUUCAGUGUUCGAGUCUUGUAAAUUAGAUGUUGCCAUAGGGGUAUUUUAGGGACUUUAGAGCUCUCUGCGAUGGAGUUUUUGGUCAUUGCAGAGAUUUUAUUAUUAUUAAGGGGGUUUGUUAUGUUAAUAUCAAAUAAGUUUAUCUACUUUGAUGUUAAUUAGUGUUAAUCUCUGCGUCGGUCCAAGCUGUUUUUUUUUGGCAUGCUUCGACCGUGUGAGAUUUCUUAUGUAAUUUUUGUAGUUCCUUGAUUUUCUUAGUUCAAGUUAAAUUGGCACAAAAGAACAACGAUCAAAGUAGAAGAAACUAAAUUCCUUAACUAUAAAAACUUGAUUGGUAUGAAACUGCAAAAACUCCUUCUAAAUCUACAAAACAUGUAACUCACUUCUCGUAAUAACUAAAUUCUGGA
Arabidopsis thaliana (thale cress) is the source of this 1631-nucleotide messenger RNA. RefSeq names its product Integrase-type DNA-binding superfamily protein. Gene Ontology annotation, cellular component: nucleus. Gene Ontology annotation, biological process: regulation of DNA-templated transcription. The transcript has a single exon. Gene Ontology annotation, molecular function: DNA binding; DNA-binding transcription factor activity. The coding region runs from base 465 to 1250 and encodes 261 amino acids. Lineage: Eukaryota; Viridiplantae; Streptophyta; Magnoliopsida; Brassicales; Brassicaceae. The record is from RefSeq and is marked reviewed.